Molecule: messenger RNA, 600 nt
Organism: Panicum hallii
Lineage: Eukaryota; Viridiplantae; Streptophyta; Magnoliopsida; Poales; Poaceae
Exons: 1
Coding region: 72-365 (97 amino acids)
Source: RefSeq, a predicted model, not a curated record
CAGGCUGCAGCCGCGCGUCGCGGUCUACGCAUUCUGGACUCCCCUCCGCCUCCUGACGACUGCAUCCGAAGAUGGCCGGAGCCAGAUCCGCGGCCCUGCUCGCGCUGCUCCUCUUGGUCUCCGCGGGGGCGUUCUCGGCGGCCGCCGCCGCCGCCGGGGCGCGCAAGGGCGGGUCGGGCCGCGGCGGCCUGCCGCCCUGCCGGGAUCUGGCGACGCGGGGCGAGUGCACGGCGCGCAGCGGGUGCCGGUGGUGCCGCAGCGAGGCGCUCGACGACAUGUGCUUCGGGGCCACCGAGGCGUGGCGCCUCCCGCGCCAGGUCUUCUCCUGCGACCCGCCCUCCGGCGCCGCGAAUGCCCGGAAGUAACGCCGCCGCCGCGGAAGCUCUGGCUUCGGGAUCGCUCCAUCUGACCUUUGCUGUUGCCGGGCUUUGGCUGUUUUCUUUUCUGGAUCGGAGAUUUACGAUAGCGUGUUUACUGCUGAUGUAUGAUUGUAUUGGCCUUGUGCAUUAUACUGUAAAAUCUGGUCGAAAUCCGAUCUGAGCGUGGCAAAUGACACUGUUGAUUCUAAAAAUGCACGACCUGUCAUUUGGAUGAUUUGCC